Molecule: messenger RNA, 2562 nt
Organism: Agrilus planipennis (emerald ash borer)
Lineage: Eukaryota; Metazoa; Arthropoda; Insecta; Coleoptera; Buprestidae
Product: zinc finger protein 260-like
Exons: 3
Coding region: 127-2271 (714 amino acids)
Biological process (GO): regulation of transcription by RNA polymerase II
Cellular component (GO): nucleus
Molecular function (GO): zinc ion binding; DNA-binding transcription factor activity, RNA polymerase II-specific; RNA polymerase II transcription regulatory region sequence-specific DNA binding
Source: RefSeq, a predicted model, not a curated record
CCAAAUCAACAACAACAAUCGAGUGAAAAUAUAACCUCAUCUAAUUUGGAAUGUUCACAAUAUUUUCUUUUAAAUAGAAUUGAUUAAACUGAAGUGGUAUAAACACAUAAUGAAAGACAAUAGAAAAUGCAGUCAGGGAUGGUGGAAAAUGCUUUAGCAGAAGUUUGCUGUGCGUGUUUAACUACAAACGUUCACCUAACUAGUACCAUUGAUCUCGACACUAAUAAUAUAGACUUCCUAACAAAGUUGAAGUUCGCAAUUCCAGAAGUGAAAUGGACGAAAGGAUAUAUAUGUGACUUCUGCUUGAAUUCACUGAAUCAGACAUAUAUCUUCAAAGAAUUAUGUAUUAAAACAAAUCAGUCGCUUUUGCAAAAGAAAUAUCAAGUGUUAAUUAAGAGUGAAGAAUCAAAUUCAAAUGACCAUCCUGUAGAUCUAGGUGAACAGAGUCACGAUGACGAUGAAGACGACAAUGAUGGUUGUGAUAAUUAUGACAAUGAUUCCAACAUUAAUAGUCCAUCCUGUAUAGAUGAAGAAUCUCAAGAAAAUGAUGACAAAAAGAUUAGCCAAGUCCCGCUCACAUAUCCUUCCGAAUAUUCUUGUGAAUUUUGCAAUAGGACAUACAAGGAACGCAGCUCACUUUUUUCCCAUAAGAAAAAGAUUCACAAACCUGACAGACCAUUUAAUUGUGUAUUCUGUAGUAAGUUAUUCAAACACUUGGGAGAGCUCAAAAGGCACGAAAAAAUACACUUGAAUGAAAGAAGUUACAUGUGUGAAAUAUGCAAUAAGUCAUAUAAUACAGGCCCUGUCCUAGCAACUCACAAAAUAAUCGUUCAUACUGAUCCAGAUGAAUGGCGAUACAUCUGUCAGCACUGUGACAAAAAGUUCCCGAUCAAAUCGAGUCUGGACCAGCAUGUAAUGAGACAUCACACCAACGCCAGCGACACUUACAUCUGCUACCACUGCAACGAAAGUUUCGAUAGUAGGGUCCUAAUUAUAGCACAUAUAAAGUCAAAACAUUCCAAAACUAGCCAGCAAAGGUCGAAAGAAUGCCACGUUUGCAACAAAAUGUAUAUAAAUCAAGUGGUACUUGAGAACCAUCUGAGAAAAGAACACAAUAUUGGAAGCACAGUAUUAACAAAAAGGCCUAAACAAUUCCCCUGCGAGAAAUGCGGGAAAAAAUACACAACUGUAUAUGUUUUAAACAUACAUUCUCAAGUAUGUGACGGGAUAAAAAGGCACAGCAAGAAAAAAGAGCAGAAAGAAGGUGCCACGAAGUCUGACGAUGAUGACUCUCGUGAUGAUGAAGAUAAUAUCGAAGACUCGAAGCAAUCGAACGAAGAGAACAAAGCAGAAAAUAAGAAAGUUAAAAACAACACAGCCUCCGCCACUGAAGAAAAAGUAUUAACGCAACAACAACCCAAAAAACAACGUCAACUUUAUCUCACGUGCGAAUUCUGCAAUCAAGUUAUAGGUACUUAUAAAAAAUUGGUGGCCCAUGCAGUAGAAAAACAUGACGCGGACCCAAAAACCAUAAAGCCUUACAUAUGUAACGAGUGCGACGCCAGGUUCACGUCGUCGAUGAAUCUGGCCAAGCACAAGACCUAUCAUACUGGAAACCGUGGUCAUAUAUGUAGUUUCUGCGGCAAAGGUUUUAAAACUAAAAAGGACAUGCUAACCCACGAAAAACUCCAUUCAAAUAAGCGCGAAGUCCAGUGCGAAAUCUGCUCAAAACGAUUCCACACUAAGUCUUACUUACGUUCCCAUAAACUUGUUGUGCACACCGACCCCAUACACUGGAAAUAUGUCUGCCCACACUGUCCCAUGCGACGUUUCCCAAUGAAAUCGAAUUACGAUGCGCACAUCCGAAGACAUACCGGGGAAAAACCUUUCGCAUGUCAUCUUUGCGAGAAACGAUUCUCGGACAAGAUUGUACUUCAAAAGCACUUCCAAGCACAUUCAAAUAUUCGUGCACACAAAUGCGAUAGCUGCGGGAAAGCGUACAAGAAUCGAGACGCAUUGAAUAUUCACCUGAAGAAGGUUCACGACAUUGGGAACGCGAAAAUUCCUACGGUUGUUAAAAAAUUCGUUUGCGACUUUUGUUUGAAAACGUUUGCGUCGAGGGACAAGUUGAGAAGACACAUGUGCUCGCAUACCGGAGAAAGACCGUUUUCGUGUGAAAUUUGCGAAAAAAAAUUCACAGACAAAUCUUAUGUUAAGCAACAUUUGAAGUCUGUUCAUAAUAUUUACCAAAAUAAUCAAGAAUAUGUGUAAAAAAACGCUAUUUUGAUUUGAAAAGGAAUGAAUCAUUCGUUCUCUUAGUUAUGUUUAAAUAUUUGUAAUUCUACAAACUGAUUGCUACGUCAGUCAAUUAAUUAUUGUACUGAAUACAUUUAUAAGUAAUUUUAAGACUUAAAACGUCGUCAAUAGAAGAAAUUACAAAUUAAAAUAAACACGAUUAUUUUAAACUGAAAUUUAUCUGGUAAUUUUACGUAGUUCAUAAAAGUAUUGUACUCUAGUAUUAAUAGGUAAAUAUAUUUUUCCUAUUUCACGAAAAUAAAGAAU